AGGCCUUUUGCUCCACUACUACUCAAAUGUCUACAACAAAGUGCCCUAUGUUAUCUUCUGUACAUGCAAUCUUUCAUGGACUUCAGGAGUCACUUCAAGAUGACUUGGCAGUGCUUCCAGAUUCAGCACCAUGGAAGCUGCAGUCUGCACUGACAAGUGCUCAUCACAAGCUCAGUAAUUAUCACUUCAAGGUUGACGAGUCACCUUUCUAUGUCUGGGCUUCUAGUAAGUCAUCUCUCAUUGCAAAUUGGUUCAGCUAGCUAAUUAUCUGUGUAUUCUGAAGUUCUUGACCCCCACAUCUCAUACU
Messenger RNA from Suillus subaureus, 307 nucleotides. RefSeq lists its product as uncharacterized. The transcript has a single exon. The coding region runs from base 27 to 260 and encodes 77 amino acids. The record is from RefSeq and is a predicted model, not a curated record. Lineage: Eukaryota; Fungi; Basidiomycota; Agaricomycetes; Boletales; Suillaceae.